CAAACCGAUGCACGGAAGCCCUGAAGCUGUUCCAGGUGAUCGAAGAUGAGUUUCACCGUUUGCAAAUUCAGGCAUCCCCCCUCCCACCGGCCUUCGACCGUCGCAUGAGAUUGUAUUCAUCUUCUGCUGCAUCUUCUGCCACACAACCACAAGGCGCAGGUCCGGUUUUUCCUGUAAGAGCUGGGGCGUGUCAAAAAGCUGCUGCACCGGCGUUGAUGGCGCAUGGAGAGCGGACGACCAGCAGGACGAGUUACAACUUUCCGAUAGCAGCAGCCUCGUCUAG
This is a messenger RNA of Amoebophrya sp. A120, 283 nucleotides long. The record is from the annotation of a GenBank genome assembly. NCBI's taxonomy places the organism in Eukaryota, Dinophyceae, Syndiniales, Amoebophryaceae.